Molecule: messenger RNA, 1138 nt
Organism: Meloidogyne enterolobii
Lineage: Eukaryota; Metazoa; Nematoda; Chromadorea; Rhabditida; Meloidogynidae
Source: the annotation of a GenBank genome assembly
AUGAUUUCGCCCUUAUGGCGCCUUGUCUUCGGCUCCCUUUUUUCACUGCUAACAAUUGUUGGCCUGUGUGGAAAUGCUUUAGUUAUUGUUGCUAUUUUAGGAGAUCGAAAAAUGCGUAGAAGUGUGAUGAAUUUGCUUUUGCUUAAUUUGGCUGUUGCCGAUGCCUUGAAUUUAGCUACAACUUCACUCGAAUGGACACCCACGAUUGCAUUAGGCUCUCCUACAUGGAUUCCGUGGUUGCCGCAUUAUUUAUGCCCUUUAGUCCGCUAUUUUGAGUGUGUCUUUUUAUUUACGUCAAUUCUUACACAAUUAAUGGUUUGCAUUGAACGUUAUAUUGCUAUUGUUUUUCCAAUUCACGCCCGUCGCCUAUGCUCACGUACAAAUAUUCUCAUAGCAAUUUUUACAAUAUGGUUAACUGCCUGUUUAAUUGCUGUUCCAUAUGUAUUACAUAAUAAAAUUAGUCCAGACGGGUCAGUUUGUAUUAACGUUCGUGCUUCUUCAGAAUUUUGGAAUAAAUGGUUUGAAUUUUUGACUCUUUAUUUGCUUCCUUGUCUGGCAUUCCUUUUUCUUUAUUCUAAAAUUUGUGCUGUUCUAUGGGCGAAGAAUAGACAACUUUAUGAAGUUCCAGAAACAAAAACAUCACUCUCAGCAAGAGAUGAGCCUCGGUUGUCAGAUCCCGGCUCAGCUGCUAGUCGAACAAGCAGCACAUCAGCAGCUUUGCUGGGAGCCAGAGAAGAAGCUUUAAGGACUAGAAGAAAUGUAGUUAAAAUGUUGGUGGCUUGUGUUUCUGUUUAUUUUGUUUGUUAUUCACCUAUACAAGCUAUUUUCUUAUCAAGGCAUGAAUUUUAAUAAAAGAAAGUAAAAAAUGAAACUGAAGCUUUGUAAUAAAUAAAAAUGAGAUCUUGAAGCAACAAGAUAAAUAUAGCAUUAAAAUAAACUUGAAGCAGAAAAAAUAGCAAAAUAAACAAACAAGAAAAAAUAAACUUGAAGCAAAAAUAAACUUAAAACUUAAGUACAGUAAGAAAUAAAAAAUAUGAGAAGCAAAAACUUGAAAAAUAAAACUUAAUGAAGCAAAAAAGUUGGAAUAAAUAAAAAUAAACUUGACGCAAAUAAAACAAAAGUGAAAAUACAAAACUGA